UCGAAAUUGAAGAUAGUUACAGUCGUAAAAUUCGCUGCAUCGAGGGCGAAACUGUAGUCACGUAAAGUUCGUGCACAGAUAUUCGUGUAUUAAUUAUUUUUUGUUGUUUCUGACCACGUUACGUUACCCGAAGGAUUAUCAAUUCGAAAGUUUCCACUGUAGUAAAGCAAUAACAUGCGCAUGUAUACAAAGGUACUUCUUAAAUCGAACAUUCCGUCUUUUAUUUUCUGCUGAGGUCACAUCACCUUUCCUCUCUAAAAUUAAUAACCUAUCAUCCUUUGUACCCAAACGUAAUGUCGAUGGUAAUCCGAUUAUGAAAUUGCCCUCGGGGCAUCUUUGCGACUAACAAUGAGUCGUUUUCGCAACUGCCGGGCACGAGAGCACUAUGUUACGAUUGAAUUUAUUCUGCUCAAAGCUGAAAUUUGCAAAAAUUAAAUAAGAAAUUCAGCAUCGGUUGUGGCGACGUGCUUUAAUUAUUCGACGUUCAUUUGAAUAUAUGAUUUUUUGACGUGGUAUUUAUUAAGUAGAAGUAAAAUCGAAAUAUAAUCACGAACAAUUUCCUCGCUCAAUUAUUACGUUACAUAAGUUUUGGAAAAUUCAUAGGUACCACGGUCAUUCGUUCUCAAAUAAAUGAAAGUGAAAAUGAACGCCCGUCAUUAGACCCAUAAAUUUUUCACAUCUCAUACGAACUUCACGGUGCCGCAGUGGAGGAAAAAAUACAUGAAUAUGAAUUAUCGUGCGUUCAGAACAGUUUGGCGUAAGUAUAAAUCACGUAAGGAUUUCCGAUCUUACGGAGGAAGAAGGUGGGGGCGGAGGGUCAGGUCCAUAAUGCGGAGGAUGUGGGGAUUGCUGACUGAGAAGUCUGUGACCCACUGGCAUUCUCUCCAGUCGCGCGGCAGACUCAAACGUUGAAAAUCAGUAGCAGUUCGGUGCCUUUUGCACUGCAGUUUUCGUCUGCAUCCGCAACAUUGUGUACGUCGAUUGAUUACAGUAUCCCGAGUCAUGUAAACGAGUAAACGAGUGAUCAAGAGUAAGAAUAAAUUUCCGAGGAUGCGUCGCUCCAACACUAAUUUGCUAACGAGCCUGAUUGCUUGUCUCACCGUGGCUUUCAUUGUAUUUAAUAAGGCAAUUAUGCAGCCGGAACACUUAUCUUCAAAGGUUAGCCUCCCGAUGACGACAGAUGCCGACAGAUACUCGUCAAGCCUGCAGAUCAAUAAUUCGAGGAGGGAUUAUUCUCAAGCACAUCGACACGUGACCCCGUCUUUAGCCGAGCUGGGAGGUCGUCGAAGUAUCCCAGAAAUGAGUGAGAACACGCUGAUGUUAACGCGGAUUUUAGGUGCUGGAUCGGAACUUUUGGUUCUCAUUUUGCAACGACUUCAAGGACGAAACGCUUUUAAGCACAUCAGGCUGCCUUCCGGGGACGAUAAUCUCCUCACUACGCUUCAGCAGGAGCUUCUCGUCGAAGAUAUCACCACCAUCAUCAGGCAAGAGGCUGUUCCGUUGACCUUUGACGCUGACGUCAGAUUCCUCAACUUCUCGGCCUUCGGACGGCAGGCUCCGACUUAUAUCUCCAUGGUCAGGGACCCACUCGACCCUAAAGUACUGCGAAGAUUUCAGAAGGAUGACGCUGCUGAGUUAAGAUAUUGCGGAGCAAUCGCCCAUUUUUGUGGACAGGAUCCACGAUGCACAAGCGAAAAUCGCACAUGGGCAAUGGCCGAAGCUCAAGCCAAUGUUGAACGGUGGUAUCCUGUCGUUGGACUGCUCGAGUAUAUCGGACCUACGCUGAAAACUCUUGAACGUAGCUUCUCCUACUUCUUCAAGGGAGCCACGGAUGUUUAUUCAGAAUUGCAGGUAAAAAGAAAGACUGACGUACCGUGGAAAUCGAAAAUACAGGCUGCAUUGGAGGGGAAACUUCUGAUCGGACCACUGGCAAAGGAAGUUGAAUUUUAUCUGUGGCUGAAAUCGCGGCUGCUUUGUCCGAAAUGCGGCAAUGGUUGAAGUCGUUUUGAAGAAAUCCAGGUUUAUUUAGAAGAUUGAAAAAAGACGUAAAUGAUUGUGCCGAAAAAGCAGUGGAAGAAUUCAAUCGAUCGGUGUGAAAUGACUCGAAACUGGAAAGUUUGUGUUUGAAAGGAGUGUAGGGUCAUAGAAGAGUGGAGAGGAGAUAACAUUCCUUAGUUUCGUCACAGCCACGAUACGAUGAUCAUUAUUUAGAUUAAUGAAAACGACUGAGGUGACGGCCAAUGAAUUUCCAACACUGCAUAAACGCACCAUUCGAUGAAACUCGGGUUUCAUUGGAUCCCGUUGUCAUAAGGUUAGAAAAAGUAUAUCUGAUCGUCGGUUCCAGCUCGACAAAUAUUAUGAGACUGAAUGCGCUUGUAGCUCAUCUUUCACUUUCACGUAUAUCUACAAGAUGCGCAUAACUCAUUUAUAACGACUAAAUGCUGUGUAACCCCAAAUGCUCGUGAGUUUUGUGAUAUUUUUUAUGUAAAAUAAAAGGUUCUGAAAACAAA
Neodiprion fabricii is the source of this 2510-nucleotide messenger RNA. RefSeq names its product uronyl 2-sulfotransferase-like. Bases 1051 to 1998 code for a protein of 315 amino acids. The transcript has 6 exons. Gene Ontology annotation, cellular component: membrane. The record is from RefSeq and is a predicted model, not a curated record. NCBI's taxonomy places the organism in Eukaryota, Metazoa, Arthropoda, Insecta, Hymenoptera, Diprionidae. Gene Ontology annotation, molecular function: sulfotransferase activity.